Vespula vulgaris is the source of this 2204-nucleotide messenger RNA. It is a transcript of the gene GPHR, whose product is annotated as Golgi pH regulator. Lineage: Eukaryota; Metazoa; Arthropoda; Insecta; Hymenoptera; Vespidae. Gene Ontology annotation, molecular function: voltage-gated monoatomic anion channel activity. Gene Ontology annotation, cellular component: COPII-coated ER to Golgi transport vesicle; endoplasmic reticulum; Golgi cisterna membrane. The record is from RefSeq and is a predicted model, not a curated record. Gene Ontology annotation, biological process: intracellular pH reduction; endoplasmic reticulum to Golgi vesicle-mediated transport; retrograde vesicle-mediated transport, Golgi to endoplasmic reticulum. The transcript has 5 exons. Bases 868 to 2064 code for a protein of 398 amino acids.
GCAACCUCCACGCGGUGGGACCUGGGUCGGUAUUACUUGCGAUAUAUCGAUAACGCAAGUACUACCGGGCGAAUGGCUGCAUAUUUCAAUGUAUUUUCAAAUUUGUUCAAUUUAAUUAUGAUUAAAUACUGAAGUACUAAUAUUUUACAUUGGUAAUAAUACUUUUACGGGUAAAUAGUUAAGAUUUUAGUUAUAUACAAAGAUAAUUUCUUAGAGAAUCGCACAAAAACCUUUUCUAUCGCAUUUAUGCUUGUCAUCGAACCUAUAUAUUUCCUAUUUACCCUUAUUUAUUCUUAUUAAUUAUUAUUUAUAAGUUUCGAAUGAUCAUUGGUGAAUAAAUUGUUUUAAUACUUAGAAUUUAUUUAAAUAAUUGCAAUCUAAUGCAAAUCAAUAGAGAAUUCCGCUUCAAUCUUCCUCCCGGUUUUGGAAUGGUCCAGGUUCAAAUUUUGUUGAAACCUUUAUUAAAGUAAUCUAAGAUAGUAAAUUGUCUUAAUUGUGCUAAUAUGUCUAAUUUGUACUUGAGUUGGUUUUGUAUGAUAUGAAAUAUCGCGCGUAAUUCAUUACCCAAUCAAAUCGUAGUCGCCAUAACUAAUCAUAUCUUUGUUUCACUAACCUCAAAUAAAUGACGUACGGACGUACGUUUUCUUUGAUAUACUUAUUUUUCUUUUACAAAUAACGUUUAUCACUUAGAAACGAUAUACGAAUAUAUCUUAUUUAGUUUUUAUAAAUAUGCAGUAGAAAUAUAUAACCAUCCACAAUGAAAUAUGAAAAGUAUGAAAAAUAAAUAGUUGUAAUGUACAUAUUGCAGGUUACUGUUAGUAAAUUGUUGGAAGAGAAUUAUAAAUUCUGUUUUAUUUAAUUGUAACAAUGUUGAGAAGAAGGCAUGUUAAUAUUAAGACUAUGAAAGAACUUGAUGCAUUUCCUAAAGUACCUGAACCAUAUGUAAAUAAAACUGCGGUCGGUGGGACUUUUUCUAUCUUCACAUUUUGUAUUAUUGCUUAUUUAAUAAUAGCAGAAACAAAUUAUUUCCUUGACAGUAGAUUGCAAUUUAAAUUUGAACCAGAUACAGAUUAUGAUGCAAAAUUAAAAAUAAAUAUUGAUAUAACUGUGGCAAUGCCAUGUGGUCGUAUUGGAGCAGAUAUCUUAGAUUCAACGAAUCAAAAUUUAGUAGGUUAUGAUACUUUAGAAGAAGAAGAUACUUGGUGGGAAUUAAGUUUAGAACAAAGAUCACAUUUUGAAGCUUUAAAACACAUGAAUUCCUAUUUAAGAGAAGAGUAUCAUGCAAUCCAUGAAUUACUUUGGAAAUCUAAUCAAAUCACAUUGCAUAGCGAAAUGCCAAAAAGAACUCGUGAACCAUCAUAUGUACCGGAUGCAUGUCGAAUUCAUGGUAGUAUAAAUGCAAAUAAAGUUGCAGGAAACUUUCAUAUAACUGCUGGAAAAUCUUUACCUCUUCCAAGAGAUCAUAUACAUAUUUCAGCAUUUAUGACUAAUAGAGACUAUAAUUUUACUCAUAGAAUUAACAAGUUUUCCUUUGGAGGACCUAGUCCUGGUAUUGUACAUCCUCUUGAGGGAGAUGAAAAAAUUGCUGAUAAUAAUAUGAUGCUGUAUCAGUAUUUUGUAGAAAUAGUUCCCACUGAUAUAAGAACUUUGCUAAGUACAUUUAAAACAUAUCAAUAUAGCGUAAAAGAUCAUCAAAGACCUAUUGAUCAUUUAAAAGGAUCUCAUGGAAUACCCGGUAUAUUUUUUAAAUAUGACAUGAGUGCUUUGAAAAUAAGAAUUACUCAAGAACGCGAUACUAUUACACAAUUUUUAGUAAAAUUAUGUGCCACAGUUGGAGGUAUAUUUGUUACAAGUGGUUUGAUAAAAAGUAUUAUACAAAAUUUUUGGUAUAUCAUAUGUUGCAAAUUUUUUCGUCAUGAGCCUGAUGUAAAUAACCAAAGAAAAUCAGUUUGCUUGAUUGCAAGAAAUUAUGAAAGUCCACGAACAAUAAAUUUACUUCAAGUUUCAGCACCUGAUAAUAUUGAUAUUAUGUUAAAACCUCAGAAAGAUAAUUAUAUAAAUUGAUUUUUUAAAGCAUUUAUCAUUAUUAUAGUAAUAUACUGCACUAAUUUAAAAUAAAACGUAUUACAUAUAUAGUGAGUAUAUUGAUAAAAGUAUUAUCGUGUAUAAAAAAAGGAUUUUAAAUAUAGAUCUAAUAUUAACAA